This is a messenger RNA of Rasamsonia emersonii CBS 393.64, 642 nucleotides long. RefSeq lists its product as uncharacterized. The annotation marks the transcript as partial. The record is from RefSeq and is a predicted model, not a curated record. The transcript has 6 exons. Lineage: Eukaryota; Fungi; Ascomycota; Eurotiomycetes; Eurotiales; Trichocomaceae.
CUACAAACUACAAAUUCUAAGGUCACUUUUGUUCAUGUUUAUAAGACUACCUUAAUUGUAUUCCAUUCUAUUGUACAGUACAUCCCCCCCCCCCCUCUCUCCCCCAACUAUCCUGUCACGGCGGAGAACAUGAACUACGCCGCGCCGGUAUUUGGAGCGGCUCUUGUUUUCUCUGUGGGAGACUGGUUUGUACGGGGUCGCAAACAGUGGCACGGUCCAACCGUCAAAGUGGCGACCGAAACGGUUAAGUCAGGUGUACUGAAAUGCGUCUCGGGCAAUCCUCCUUGCCAGAAAAACGCCCUCCAAGCUCUAAAAUGGAUCCACAAGGUAGGGUUGGUAAUCGCAGUCGCUGUUUCCAGUCAGUCGGUACAGUACAGCAUUGGAGAGGAUGUCUGGGAUUCGCUGGUGGUCACCCACCCAACUACUAACCAGCCGGCGUGUGGCUUAAGUACGGCUGAGCGGACGGGAAGCCCUGUUUUCCACACCCUAUGGUCUACAGUGCUCAGAGAAUGUGCACUGCAUGUAGAUAUAGGCUGUACCCAUGAUCGUGGUGACUUGAAAGAGGAAAGAAGGAUAGACGGGUUAAUAUUAUGCUGUAUAAAAAGAACAAAAAGGGCAGAAAAGGACCUGUAUUGGGUAUAA